Mugil cephalus (flathead mullet) is the source of this 4141-nucleotide messenger RNA. It is a transcript of the gene bckdk, whose product is annotated as branched chain ketoacid dehydrogenase kinase. The coding region runs from base 18 to 1304 and encodes 428 amino acids. Lineage: Eukaryota; Metazoa; Chordata; Actinopteri; Mugiliformes; Mugilidae. Gene Ontology annotation, molecular function: pyruvate dehydrogenase (acetyl-transferring) kinase activity. Gene Ontology annotation, cellular component: mitochondrion. Gene Ontology annotation, biological process: regulation of glucose metabolic process; protein phosphorylation. The record is from RefSeq and is a predicted model, not a curated record. The transcript is spliced from 11 exons.
ACACCGAGUCUCCAAAAAUGCGUCCGGGUUUGGCGGCGUUAGCGUCCGAGAUGCUGAGCGGCGCUGCCUGCAGGGCCAGGCCGAGGCUCGGCAGCCUCUUCCCGGCCGCCGUCACCACAACAGUGCCGCCGAUGUCAGCCGCGGGCACCCGCAGAUUUCGCUCCACGUCCUCCAUGCAGGGAUUCUCGGAGAUGGCGAGAGAGCGGUCGAAGACUGUCACGUCGUUUUACAACCAGUCUGCCAUCGACGUGUCAGCGGAAAAGGCCUCUGUGCGACUGACCCUAGCGACCCUGCUGUAUUCCGGGAAGUCUCCGGACGGACACCACAUCUUGAGCAGUGCCAAGUACCUCCACAAGGAGCUGCCUGUACGGAUCGCCCAUCGCAUCAAGGGCUUCCGCAAUUUGCCCUUCAUCAUUGGCUGCAACCCCACCAUUCUGCAAGUGCAUGAACUGUAUAUCAGAGCCUACCACAUGCUAAUUGACUUUCCUCAGAUCAAGGAUCAGGACGCGGAGGCUCGUUUCUGUAAACUGGUGCAGCAGCUGCUGGACGACCACAAAGACGUGGUCACCAUGUUGGCCCAGGGCUUCAGGGAGUGUCGCAGACACAUCCAGGAUGAGACGAUGCUCCGCAGCUUCCUGGACACAACGCUCUGCUCCCGUCUGGGAAUCCGAAUGCUCGCCACGCACCACCUCGCCCUCCACGAGGAUAACCCUGACUUUGUCGGGAUCAUAUGCAGACGUCUCUCCCCCAAGAAGAUCAUAGAGAAGUGGGUGGACUUUGCCAGGCGUCUGUGUGAACACCAGUACGGUAACUCACCCAGGGUGAGGAUCAACGGACACGUAGCCGCUCGCUUCCCCUUCAUCCCUCUGCCUCUGGAUUACAUCCUGCCAGAGCUCCUGAAGAACGCCAUGAGGGCCACCAUGGAGAGUCACCUGGACACCCCGUACAACGUGCCCGACGUGGUUGUUACCAUCGCUAAUAACGACAUUGACUUUGUCAUCAGGAUCUCAGAUCGCGGCGGCGGCAUCCCGCACAACAUCAUCGACAAGGUGAUGGAUUACCACUUCAGCACGGCCGAGGAGAGCGCGCAGGACCCCCGCAUGAGCAACAUCUUCAACAACAUCACCAACAGCGGGAAUCAGUCCAGCCCGAUGCAUGGGUUUGGCUUCGGCCUGCCGACCUCUAGGGCCUACGCCGAGUACCUGGGAGGCUCUCUGUCCGUGCAGUCCAUGCAGGGCAUCGGCACCGACGUCUACCUGCGUCUGCGCCACAUUGACGGCAAAGGAGAGAGCUUCAGGGUGUAACGCCGGUAAACCUUGUAGAGCCCCGACCUAGGAACCAGGCCACGCGGCAGCGCGGAGGGUUUCCAAACACGAAGGCUGGCAACGACGAGGUCUUCGGUCCCGCAAGAGUCACGACCUCCUGUUUUGUCAGAAAGCUCCUAAAUUCACAAACUCACUACUUAUGAUUUUUUUUUUUUGUUGUUGUUGUUGUUGUUGUUUUUGCCUUAGACUGAUUAUAAGCUAUGUUAGCUCUCAAGUUAAUGAUUUUUCCGUUGUUUUCCCUUUUUGUUUUGCGCCCUGUGGCAUGUCGUCUUGAAGUUGUCGAACUUUUGAAUGUGUGGGUUAUCGGGACAAACCGUGCUUGAGAGUGGGCUGUGGUGGUGAUGAUUGAUGAUGAUGAUGAUGAUGGGAGAUGAAGGAAAGGACAAAGAGCUUCGGUUUUAAAGAAGUUCAGUUUGAAGCCGACGGCGGCGUAGUCUCAAAGUAGAGAUGAUACGAGAUUAAACUUCUGACACACUCCAGCAAAACCCCCUGUCGAAAUCUCUUCACCAAUCCGCUCGCGUGUUCCUCCAUAGUCAGUAGUUGAAUUCACGCAUCCACGGCUUGCAAAAAAGGAAAGCGGUCAGCUUCAGCGGAGUUACGCUUCAGCGCACGCGCCGCUAAAAAACCUCAACCUCCGACGACCCUCAGCCAUAUCCUCCAGAACCUCCCGGGUUCAGCUGUGGCUGACGAAUGCAGGAGAAAACUGCCAAAACACCAAAUGCUCAUUAACAGACGUCCGCGUGGGUCCCGUUUUCAGAGAACAGUCGCGAACAUCUUUGCAGUAUUUUAGCGCUCAGACAGGGGAGCCACCGAGAUGUCCAGCUGCCUUACUGUGAGACAGGCGUAGUCCCUCAACUGCAUGCUGGCUUUUUUUAUUUCAGCGGUUUCCCUUUUUGUUGCCUUUCACGCACACACGAACACAAACACGCGCCGCGUCGCUCAGUUUCAUCAGUUUCACGUCGGAUGUUUUUUGUUUUUUUUUUCUUUUUUGCACAAUAUAUAGAUUUUUCCCCAUUGUAAUGCUCGGCACUUGCACCAAUCACAGCAGCUUUUCACUUUAUUUCUCUCAAACUAAAAAUAUGCCAGAGAAGUAUUGUCUGUCAUUUUUUUUUUUUUUUUUUCACUACAGUUUUUGUAAAGAAGUUGUGUUUCAAGUCAGGUGUCAUUUUGACACAGGUUUUCUAUAAGAUACAUUUCAGGAUGGGUCAGUUCACUGGUAACUAUGGAAAUUAAGAUUUGCAGAAGGUUAUUUUUUUAGGUCAAUUAGUCCAGAUCACAACUUGAUUAUUGCAUCAUCUUGAUUUAUUAUUAUUCAUUUAAUUUACCCACUUCUUUUCUAUUAAUGUAUACAUGUUCACUUCCCUAACAUCACAGCUAAAUAUCUAAAAUAAAUCAGUUUGAAAGGCAAAUAGGUCUCUAUACCUGUUGCAAACUGCCAUAAUCUCUCUCUCUUCCAUGCAAGGAAUCCGCGUGUUUGUAGUCUCUAGUCAUUUGUAGAAAUGAGACAACUACCCGCCUGCUCUGGCACUGACCGUGAGAAAUAUGGCAGAAGAAAAAGAGACCAUUUGCGCUGUCAAAUUAGCAACAUGCGACAAUAAUCAAGUUGCCGAUCUGGAUGAGAAAAUGUCCAGUGAACCUUUCGCCAGCCUGAGUUUCUGAGUUUCCAGCGAUAAAUAAUUAACCGUUCAGCAAUAAACCGGAACCACAGCAUGAGAAUUUACAAGCACUCCUCCUCACAGCGUGUUGAACAUUCCCCAGUGGGCAGCAGUUGUCAACCUUAACGUUACAUUUACACUUUUAUUUAGGAGCAUAUGUUGUUGUAGGAACUAAUACUGUUGGCUCUGUCUCUUUUUUUUUUUUUUUUUUUAAUCUGAAAGGGCAUUAGUCACACUGAGCUCUUAUUAAUUAACAAGAUGGGAAAUCUAUGAACUUUAUAACCCAGUUAGCAGCGUUUCAUUUUAUUGUAGCGCUUAAUCUUGAAAGACUACCUUAUUAAUAUUUUGUUUUCUUGAUCUUACAAAUGAAUUAAUACUUGUCAAAAAGCCUCCUGAUUCCUUAUUUUUUUUUUUUUUCCCCCACUGAGUUUACAUACAUACAAGAUUACCGAUAUAUUUCAGCCGAUGAGACGUCGUGAACGUGAUAUUUUACUUGUAAAAUAUUCAAACUGAAUCCGAUUGAAUUUGUGAAAGGCUCAUUUAUUUGUUGUGAAACUGAAAUAAUCCCACAUAAUUACAAGAGCGACAGAGAGAGAAAACGUAUUAUCUGUACCUGUGUUCUUAUUAAAGAAGUCUAUAUGGAUUAAUGUGCUUAUUGUAGCUUUUGAAGGUCUUGAAGAUAUAUGCAUGUAAAAAUGGGGUGGGGGCGGGGAUACUGGGGGGAACACGACACUGGUAAACAAUGUUUAAAGGUGUGGAUAACCAGCAAUUUGAGGUUUUGUUUUAUUCCACUGGCUGAUUUUUUUUUUUUUUUUGGAAUUUGAGGGUCAGCUUGUGGCUUUUAUGAAGCAGAAACCAUGUACUGUACGCCCUCUGCUGGCCUUGGGGGGGGAAACAAACAAAGAAAAGCGAUGGCAAAUUGAAUAAAACUGUUCUCAAAUUUCCAUUUUCAAAGCCCAAAUGAGAAGUAAAAAUUAAAAAAAAAAAAAAAAAAAAGGGUCUCCAGUGCAAGGCCAAAUACUGGAAUCGAACAAUGUUACUGACAUGAAAUGUUCUGCCAUUGAGUGUUUUUUGACUUUUAGACUGAAAUUUGAGUUUUUCUCCCACAUGUUUUCUGUUGUGUUCAGGACUCUGUAGACAUUAAAUUUCACUUGGUUGAAA